Poecilia reticulata (guppy) is the source of this 2649-nucleotide messenger RNA. RefSeq names its product cytochrome b5 reductase 4 (gene cyb5r4). The record is from RefSeq and is a predicted model, not a curated record. Gene Ontology annotation, biological process: superoxide metabolic process. Gene Ontology annotation, cellular component: cytoplasm; endoplasmic reticulum. Gene Ontology annotation, molecular function: cytochrome-b5 reductase activity, acting on NAD(P)H; heme binding. NCBI's taxonomy places the organism in Eukaryota, Metazoa, Chordata, Actinopteri, Cyprinodontiformes, Poeciliidae.
UGUUGACAUAACUGUCACGUCAGCAUAGGCGCCACAUGUUGUCUUCCUAAUGGAAACGGAAACUGUGAGGCACAGGACAUUAACUCGUAGUUAAUUCUCACAUACCGAGUGACAUAUCAGUUUUUACGAGAAAACACUGUAUGCCUUUAUUGAUUAAUGUGACAGUGCCGCAGUAGUUCUCGUGAAUGAGGCCGAUUGAGAGUUACUUCGUUUUAGCCUAGCCUAGCUUAGCCUAGCCUUGAUGCUAAGGGGUAUUCACAACACGGAAGCUGUCUGGAGUUGUAACAGAAUGCUGCGUUUUAAACAAAACUGGAGCAGCUUUCAUAACAUGUUGAACAUCCCGAGCCAAUCGUUCCCUGCGCCCAGCUCCCAACAGAGGGUCUCCCCGUCCGCACAGUCGGGGAGGAACAAGGUGUCCCUGAAGCCAGGUCACAGUCUGAUGGACUGGAUCCGGUUUGCCAAAAGUGGAAAAGACUUGACAGGGCUGAGAGGGCGCCUCAUAGAAGUGACCCAGGAAGAGCUGCAGAAGCAUAACAAAAGAGAGGACUGCUGGACCUGCAUCCGAGGCAUGGUUUACAAUGUGACACCUUACAUGGACUACCAUCCUGGUGGAGAAGAGGAGCUGAUGAAGGCAGCAGGAAUAGACGGGACUGACCUUUUUGAUCAGGUCCAUCGAUGGGUCAAUUAUGAGUCCAUGUUAAAAGAGUGCCUGGUUGGACGAAUGACUACUAAGGCCGCAACAGCUAGUAAAGCCAUCAUCCUGCCUUCAUCACCAACAGGUCUUGCUCCACCUGCUGCAGGGCCUCCUCCACCAAACAAAGAUUCUCAGCCUCGGUACGACUGGUUUCAAACUGAUGCAACUGUUCAUCUGGCUGUUUAUACCAAAAGAAAGAUCCCCAGCUCAGGAUGUGUGACCGUUGACCUCAAAAUGGGAAUUCUUCGAUUGGAAGUUCUCCUUGGGAAACUGUCCUACAUGAUACACUUAGAUCUUGCUCAUGAAGUUGAGGAAAACGUUUCUGUUCAUACUGCUUUCUCUGUGGGAAAGAUCCAGGUCACCAUAAACAAAAAAACUAGAGGACAAUGGACAAGUCUUGGUCAACCGCUGGAAUUUCAUAACACAUUUCUAUGCAAAAAAAACAGAGGGCCCUUCUAUCGGGACUGUACACUGGUGUCUAAAAUGGAGGUGACUCAUAAUACACAUGUUUUCAGACUGCAGCUUCCUGGAGGGACAGUCAUGCAUGUGGCUGUUGGAAAACAUGUCUACCUCAAAGCUAUCAUUGAAGGUACUGAGAUAGUGAGGCCAUACACUCCAGUGGAUCAGAAUCUGGUUCCAGUUUCCUCACCUUCCUCACAUGAAUCAGACCUCUACCUCAUGAUUAAAAUCUAUCCCAAUGGAGUUUUCACCCCAUAUCUGAACAGCCUGCAGAUGGGUGAAAAUAUCUCCGUCAGUGGUCCAGAGGGUACCUUCAGCCUCCGCCUACUUCGUGAUGUCACACACCUCUAUCUGUUGGCAGGAGGCACAGGAUUCACGCCAAUGGUUCGCCUCAUCAGCCUGGCUCUACGAGAAGUUGACACAAUCAGGACAACAAAGCUGCUGUUUUUCAACAAACAGGAGGAAGACAUACUGUGGCGCUGCCAACUGGAUGAUCUGGCAGCUAAUGAUGAACGGUUUCAGGUGGAGCACAUCCUGUCUGAGCCCUCUGCCAGCUGGACCGGCAGGAAGGGUCGGGUGGAUGAGACCCUGCUGAACGACCUUCUUAUCAGGCCACAUGGAUCAAAAUGCUACGUUGGUGUGUGUGGGCCAUCUGCCUUCACAGAGCAAACAUUAGGAUUGUUGAAGCAGCUUUGCUUCAGUGAGGAGGAAUGCCACGCUUUCAAGGGCUGAUGAGCCCUUCUACCUGAAGAGACGGAGGACAAAAAGCCUUUUAUUUAAAGCUGUGUUAAUAAAAAGAAAUCAUGCAUUUCUAUGCACCAAAGACACAUGUCUGCAACCACCACAUGUGGUUGGCCAGUUCCACUAUGCCUGGCCAGUGGAACAUGGACACUUCUCAGGGAUGGAACACACUGACAUGAUAGGACAGACUGAAGGUUCCUGCAACAUAUGAAGAAAAACCAAUUCCUUCACAGCUGCUGAUUUUUCACCAGAUCUUCAAGUUACUCUUUGUGUUUACUGACUGGGGUUAGAUUUUUUUUGUCAAGUUUAUUUUGAGAAUUACUAUUUUAAUAAAAGUGAGUAUGCGCCAGUGAGAAGCUGCUCAGUUUGUGCAUUAUAAUAAAGUUAUAAAACAGUUUGAUCACCAUAAAAGUAAAACUUUGUGUCAGCUACAUUUGACACAAACUAUCAGUCAAAUAGAAUGGAGCUCUGGGUGACAUCCUCUUUGAAUAAUCAAAGCUUUAGAUGACACACCAUCAGCUAGAACUUUUAGAACGUUUAGUCUUCAGUGUGAACGCACCUUAUAAUAAAAGUUUCAGAACCAUUUGACAGGUUUUAUACUUAUUCCAAUAUGUAUCAGCAUGAGCUUGGUCGACCAUGUCCACCGUCAUUUAAAACGGAUGGGCAAGGGGAGUUACAGCAAAGUGGGAAAAACUGCUUGAUCUCAGCAAUGAACGUUCGAAUUGUACCGUUUGUAAUAAAACUUCUAAACUACA